Anastrepha ludens (Mexican fruit fly) is the source of this 5296-nucleotide messenger RNA. RefSeq names its product dual specificity protein kinase splA. The transcript is spliced from 10 exons. NCBI's taxonomy places the organism in Eukaryota, Metazoa, Arthropoda, Insecta, Diptera, Tephritidae. The record is from RefSeq and is a predicted model, not a curated record. The coding region runs from base 1681 to 4986 and encodes 1101 amino acids.
UGCUGAGUUGGUGCGUUGUAUUUGCUUUGUGGCCUCGCUGCAACGGCAGUCAUCCGUUGGCGAUCUUUGAAGUUGGUUUGCGUUGAAUGCGCGUCGGUAAAAUUGAACGAAUUGAGGUAAUAAAUAGUAAAAAUAUGUAAAGAACGAAAUGCUAAAGUGUGUGUGAGUGUGUAGUAACCAAUAAAAAGAACGUUGUGUUUGAAUUCGAUAAGCGAAAAUUGCUGUGUGUUCAGAAACAAUGUUGAUGUAAGGAUGAAAAUGAUUGUUUAAUGUUGAAAACGAAAAUGUGAGAACGUGAAAAAAAUACAGUGACUGCGUUUAAAUUAAAAGAAGAAAAUACACACAAAAAUGAAUUAAAAAGUGAACUGAAGAAUUUUUAAAAAUAAAUAAAAAUUGAAAAAGGAAAGAAAUAUAUGAAAGUACUGCGAAAAGUGUGUUUAAAAACCGCAUACUUAGAAAUUUAUUAGAAAUAUUUAUUAAAUAUGAUUACGAGAAUAGAGGCUUACAAAUUCUCUAUGUAAUUUAUUUGAGCAUAACAUAACAGAACAGAGCAGAACAGGAAAUUAAAAAAACAACUAAACAAAACUCGAAAAAUUAAAUUUUAACUUAUAAAAUCUGCGUGCGAAUAACAUGAAUAAUUUUAAUACAAUAGCUAUUUUCAUUAUUAAAUACCAAUAAAUGAUCAGAUAGCGAUAUUGAAUAGGAAAUUUGCCCAAAAAAAUGUUUGUAAUUAUAUUUGAAUAUAUAGCAAAUUAGACCAAUUUUUUUUUGAAUAUUUAAAUAUAUCAGACAUUAGUUCAAAAAAAAGUUUAAACUGCGGAAAAUAAGUAAAAUAUUAUGAACUCUAGAAACUUUGUUUUUGGAAAGAAAUAAAUAAAAAAUUUGCUGAAGCGAUUAACUAAGUGAAAAUAAUUGUAAAUACGAAAACUCAUCACAACAAGAAUUGUCGACAAAUUCAGACUUAAACUAAAAAGACUUAAGCACAAGUGACUAAAAUACCAUCCGUAAAAAUUAAAAAAAUUAGUUGAAAAAUAAACAAAAAAAUUUAACAUCACCUAAAAUUAUUUAAUUUACCUGCACACUACGAAGCUGUUACUGAUAUUUUAUUAAAAAAAAAAACUACCAAAUAAGAAAGCUUUUCAGCUGCUGAAUCAUAGAAAAUUACUAUAAAAAUACUAUUAAAAGCCAGAGAAAAAACAAAUGUUUUAAUCUUUAACAAAUCCUGCCUGGUUCCAAUGCCAAUUCGAAACUAAAAAAAGAAAAGUUAAAAAUUGUUUUAUAUAAAAGAAAAAUUGUAAAAUACAUAGUUUUCGUGACGUAUUAUUGUGCGAUAAUAUAAAUCACCGGCGAAAGCAGAAAAAACAAAUUGGAAAUAGUGCUAAAAAUACGCAUUUGUGUUAAAUACGCUAAUAUUUUAGAGGCACAUUCCUGAAAUUCCAUACAAAGUCACAUCGAUAUUUUUUAAUUGUGGAACAUUGCGCUAUUUAAGUACUUUAAAUUGUCCUACGCAGUUGCAGUUCUCAAAGAGUUUUGGAUUACAAAGCCACAAUAAUUUACGGAGUAAUUGAACAUUAAUUCGAAAGCUUUCAUUUUAAGCGAGUUCGACGUUUCAUACGCGCCAUUUAUCCCCAGCACAAGUUCAGUGACCAGCUUUUGACCGCUCCACAUCAAAGCCGUACAAUGACGACGAAACCAGCAACAAUAACACUGGGCAUCAGUGGCCGCAUUGGUAGCAAAAGCAACAGCAGCAAUCAAAAGAAUAGCGUCUCAUUUGCCGCUCGCCCCACACACAUCACUCAGUCAUCGCCAACACUGGCAAAGCGUGGACACAUCCGCUCCGCAUCGCUAGAGAAUGGCAACUCCUUCACUGCAAAAAACACACUCGGUUUGCCAGCGGUUGAGGGAGCACAGCAGCAACAGCCGUCGGCGAUAAUGAAUCAUACCGGCACGCUGAAGUCGCGCAAUGAACAAAAGCGCAUGCGUGGACAGAAAUUCGGCAGUUACAGCAGUUUGGAUCAGGAUGCAAUGCCUGGGGCAGGGCGAACCAAGUUUCAGAAUAUACGCCAAAUAUUUGAAAUAACCAAAAAGCGCACCUUUGGCGGAGGUGGCGGAACAACAACAGCAACAAAGACUGCGGCAGGGAAAGUGAGUGCCAGUGGCACAGUUGAUAGCAGCACGGCCGAUGCGACAGUUAGUGGCAGCGAUAAUCAAUUACUGCACUCUCUACCGCCUGUCACAACACCAGUCAUUGCCUCCACCACUCCUGCCCUCAUGUCCACCUCGAUGCCGAGUCUACAACUGCGCCAACAGACACAGCAACAGCCACACCAGCAACAGCAGCAGCAGCAACAACAAUUGCACAUUGGAUAUCAGCAACAUACACAGCUAGUGCGCAAGCCAACGCCGACGCUAAUGGGCGGCAACGGAAGCGGAAAUCGCAACAGUUAUUCGGAAAUGAGUGAGCGUCUGAGUAUUUCGGAGAGUGUGGGCGGCGGAGGCGCUGGUGUGGGUGGCAAUGCAUUAGAUGUGAAGCAGAAGUUGCGGCUGCAACAACAAUUGCAGCAACAGCAACAGCUGGUACAACAACAACAGCAGCUGCAGCAACACCUGCAGGCGCAAAGGCAACACUCACAGCCCUCAAUGGGUCAGCAAGCGCACCCACUUCAACAACAGCAGCAACAACAGCAGCAGAAACAGCACCUACAAACACAGUUACAGUUACAACAAUUACAACAACAACAAAUGCGCAGUUCCGCCGGCAUGCCACACUUGCCACAUAUCUCAGCUGCAACAGGCGGCCAAACAGCCACAACAAUGAAUGGCAGUGUCGCUGGUGGUGGUGGUGGCAGUGUAGAAACCGGCGAACAGCCAAAGGUAACAGCAGCGAUCGCAACAGCUACACCAACGACAACAACAGCAGCAACACCAACCAUGUCUAUGAUGACGUCGUAUGAGAAUCUUUUACGCCCCAUCGCCUUCAAGCCAAUCCCUUUCGAGCCGGACUACAGCAUACAGAAUAAUCGUUAUGUGGCUAGCGAAUUGACUGUAGCAGCGACAGCGUCAGCAGCUGCGUCGGCGGCUGUUGUGGGCGAUCGUUACGGCUCAACGCCAUCACUCGCUGCGGCCCAGGGUUCAAACAAUAUGCGUUUUGGCAGCACGUCUGAUUUGCGGCAUGGGGGCGCUGGCGUUGGUGGAACUUGCGGCAGCAUUGGUAGUGUCGGUGCUGGCGUUGCGACUGGAGGCAUUGCUGUUGGCGCUUAUUCAAGCAAUAAUUAUUGCAACAGUCUUAUGGCGCGUCGUCGUGGUUCCAGAUCGUUGAAAAUCAACGAUAGCAUGGAAUCGAUUCGGCACACACCGGACUCCUCGGAUGCGAAUAGUCAAAGUAGCACAAUUAAAUCAACUGGCAGCAACAACAACCACAUCAACAACAACAACACCAAUGGCUUAAACAGCAAUGGAUUCGGUGGCGCAAAUGGCUAUGGCUGUAUUGGCGUGGGCAGCACAGCUGGUGGUAGUGGCAAUUCUAGCGGUAGCAAUGGUUGUGCCGGUGGCAAGUACCUGCUGAGCGAACAGUGCGACAUGACACCUUCACCAUCCGACUCAGGCAUAUCAGACUUGGAAGCCGCACUAAAGGAUCGCGACUCGGAACUGUCCUAUUUGCGUCAAACAAUGGAGCACAAUGAGAAAGUAAUAUUCAGAGUACAAAAGGACAAGGAGAACUUCUGGGAGCAGGAGACAAAGCGUUUAAAGACAUUCUAUGAGGCUCAACAACGCGAAUAUCUGUUGAAGAUGAAGAAAAUGGAACAAAUGUUGGCUAUGCAACAAUUCCAAUUCAAACAACACAAGCUGCGGCACACAGAGCAAUCGAACAAGUUGAGAGAGCAGGUGGCCGACUUCAAAAAUGAAAACGAAAUACUCAGGAGUACCAAUAGCAGUCUGAAGAACUCAGAGCGCAAUUUAAAGGACAGCGUCGCAUACAUAGAAGAGCAGCUGCGUGAAUCGGAGAACACCAUCGCCGGCAUAAGAGCGCAGUUGGAGGAGAGCGAAUGGAAAGUUUGCGAGCGCAAUGGCGAGCUUGCACUACUCAAAUCACAGCUCAAGGAGGCUAAUGUUGAAAUCACACUGAAGGAGCACGCCAUUGUGCAUUUGCGUCACGAAAACACCAAUGCCGAAACGCAAAUCUACGAAAGUCUACAAGAGAACCAGAAAAUGACGAAGCAACAAAAACAAGUCGAGCAGCAGCAGGCACGCACCGACAAACAAUCCGAAACUGAGCUGAAACAACUGAAUAAAAUUAUUAUACUCAAGGAUCAAGUAAUACUCGCGCUCACCAAUGAAUUGGCCAAGUUGCGCAAAGAGCUCUCCGACUUGGCUAUCUUUCAGGAGUACGGAGAGGAACCCUCCGGUCGCUUCAUACGACUCAAACAACAGCUGGAUAAUCUUACCGACAUUUGCAAUCGCACGCGUCGGCAAGCGCACAAAUCCGACAUGAGCGCAGCCGCGUCGAAGGAGAAAGUCAUCGACGACACCAAUCUCGAGUUGAUAAUGAAUUGUCUUAAGAUCGCACCGCCACUGGAUGACACCGACGAAAGUGAAAACGAACGCGAGCAAACUAAACAGCUGUGCGCAGAGAAGCGUUUGGCCAAAAUGUCGGCCGAUAUACAGAACUUUGUCUACGGUGCACAAAACCUGCCCGACAUCGCUGUUAAUCACAAUAACCACAAGCCGCUGAAGUACUCCCAUUCCAAUCCACACAAGCUGGAGGAGUCCACAUUGGAUACGUUGAUCGAAGAGUCGGCCAGCUAUGCGGAAGAGAUCGGCAAGUUGCGCAAACAGUUGGACGAUGUGCGUGUCAAUUUCGAGCUGGAGAAGCGGCAGUGGUGUGAGGAGCGCGAAAAGGUGUUGAACUACCAAAAACAAUUGCAGGCGCACUAUAUAAAUAUGUACCAGAAAUUGCGCAGCUUGGAGAGUUCCAAUGAGGUUUAGCCAUGGCGCGUAUAUGGAUUUCAUGCUCGCAUCCAGACGUACAUCGAUUGUUGUUAGUUUGCGAAAUGAAUGGAAAUAGUUUAAUUAUCAUGUUGUUGUUGUAAUUUUAAAGGCAUACAUGGUUUACCAUUGUGUUUUAUCUUAUACCAUAAAAGAAAAUAUUUAUUAAAAAUGUUAUGCACUUAAAGCAACAUAAAAUAAAUGGAAUCGGACUGCAAUUAUUCCAUGCACUCUCUCUCUCACACAUACACACACAUAUGUAUAUUUAUAAAAGUGCAUAUAUCCAAAUAAAAAUUAAUUUUCAUAUACC